This is a messenger RNA of Penicillium macrosclerotiorum, 1350 nucleotides long. Its product is annotated as transferase family-domain-containing protein. Gene Ontology annotation, molecular function: acyltransferase activity, transferring groups other than amino-acyl groups. The transcript is spliced from 2 exons. Bases 1 to 1350 code for a protein of 449 amino acids. The record is from RefSeq and is a predicted model, not a curated record. Lineage: Eukaryota; Fungi; Ascomycota; Eurotiomycetes; Eurotiales; Aspergillaceae.
AUGACCCAUUCAACCUCCAUCGAGGGGCUCACCCCUAUCGAUGCCUUGAUGCCGCGGAGCUACAUCCGGGUUGUCCUAGUCUUCGAAGAUGCAACAAACCAACGCGCACAAAGUACCAAAUUUCUGCAGUCUGGGCUCAAUGCUAUCUCAAAGGAGAUCCCGUGGCUCUCCGGUCGAGUCCUACCAAGAACUUCAGCGGCUGGAGAACCGUAUUCUCUCGAGAUCCGAUGGUAUGGACACACUACGCCAACUCUCAUCGACAAGGGUACGAUAGACAUCUCGUACGACACCAUUUCCGCAAACGGGAUACAACCCGAGUCAAUUCCAGAGACCGUAUGGCCGGUGCUCGGUAUGAUAGACGAAUUUCCAUACACAGCGGGAGCCCCUGUUUUCGCGGCAAGUACGUUCUGCUUCGCGGAUCGAGGGCUCGGCUUAUGCAUUUGCAUGCAUCAUAACGCUGUCGAUGGCGCAGGGUUCUCAGAGAUUAUACGACACUGGGGAAGGGCUAUCGCAGAGCCUGGCCGGGCCAUUCCCAGCUCGUUUGAGAGGAGGUGCGAGCGCCUCACGGCGGCGCUUGCGGAUGACCUCGCUGAGACAUUGUCCACUUCGACAGACGGGCUGUUCGAGAAACACCCCGAGUAUUCGAGACUCCCUCCCGCUGUCCCCGAGACAUUUUCUUCCUAUGCAUGCAAGCUCUUUACAGUCUCACUUAACUGGAUCGAUACGUUAAAGUCCUUGCUGGCCAAACACACAUCAACACCAUCCUCAACAAACACGAUCCUGAACGCACUCCUCUGGACCACAAUCACGCGUGUCCGAACAAAAUCCGGGAGCCUCUCGAGGGAAAUCGAUCAAACCAGCCCAUUCUCCCCACCCGACGCCCCAUAUCUAGGCAACGCAAUCAUCUACGCCCUCGCCGAAUUCUCCACACCGGCACUCACGGCGGCGGACGAGAGUCCCAUCCGUUCCCUCGCGGAAAUCUGCACCACAAUCCUCAACUCCCAAUAUCCAUUAACAAUUGACGCACGCCACAUCGCAGAGGUCCACGAGCUUGCCACACACACGGGUGACCCCGGCGCUCUCUUUGUAGGCUGGGACUUGUUCAACUCGGGGGACCUGACGAUCACUUCGUGGGCUGAUUUCGGGCUGUACGAGGUUGAUUUUGGACCGGGUUUGGGGGGCCAAGUUUUGUGCGUUUGCCGUUAUAUGGAGGCGGAUGGGGUUGUCAUUGUUCUGCCGAGGCGGAGAGGUGAAGGGGAGAAAGGGGUGGAGGUUAUUGUUAUGCUGCGGAGGGAUCAUAUGGAUGUCCUUGUGGAGGAUGAGAUGUGGCGGACUCUGACCGAAAGCUAG